This is a messenger RNA of Triticum aestivum (bread wheat), 2634 nucleotides long. Its product is annotated as protein YIF1B. Gene Ontology annotation, biological process: endoplasmic reticulum to Golgi vesicle-mediated transport. Gene Ontology annotation, cellular component: endoplasmic reticulum membrane; COPII-coated ER to Golgi transport vesicle; endoplasmic reticulum-Golgi intermediate compartment. Lineage: Eukaryota; Viridiplantae; Streptophyta; Magnoliopsida; Poales; Poaceae. The record is from RefSeq and is a predicted model, not a curated record. The transcript is spliced from 5 exons. The coding region runs from base 1556 to 2359 and encodes 267 amino acids.
AACCAGCGUAAAAUACGGAUCCGAAUUGUUUUCCCCUCCAGCUGGGAAAACGCGCUUGGUUGGUCGUUUAGGCGCAACCCAAAACGAUCGUUUUUUCAUUUACACCCGUAAUACACUUGUAAGUAAUUAGUGUCUCCGGGGCUCUGUAUUUUUUCCGGCCGGAUUUCUUUGGUGGCCGGUAAGAUACAACUGUAUCUUUAAUACACGCGGAAAGCUAAAACGGCCAUCCAAGCGGGACCUAAGGGGCGAUAUUAUGUUGGGCCGUUAGACUUACACAUGCUUCAACUCGAGUUACAAGAUGUAAUCCAGGAUUUGUUUUCAAAUUAUUGGCUUCCUGACGAGGCUCUGCAUUUGAAAUCUGGGGUAUUUAUUUCGUUUGAGUAAAAAGCAGCUGAGGCGGAAGCAGCACAAUCACACCCAAAAGAAAUGAAAGAGAAAAUACAAGAGAAACAAAUGCCGACAACGGUGGAUCGACAAAAACAUGAAGAAGCCUUGUGGCCGCUGCAUCCACCAGAGAUCGCCCACCAAGCUCCGAGCCUCCAAAGCACCGUUACCAAUCAACACCUCCAAGAAGGAACAUGACGAUGACGACGUUGCUGCCAAGGGUUUCCCCCGGUACGCGGUGAGGAGAGAGGAAGGGUAGCCCCGACGCCCUCCAGGAAGGUCUGGCGGCACCCUCAUGCACCACCGCGUCGGUGUCGGCCUAGCCAACAGGGAUUUCUCCCGAUCCCAACCUUCACCUCAGGCACUCCGGAGCUCGCCACCAAACAGACCCCUACCCUGCGCCAACCCGGUCACGAAGCUUCCCACGCUGUCUCACCACGGCACCGUGAAGCAUGUCCUGCACAAUGAAGAAGAGGAGCCGGGACUAGGGCAGCAGCACCGUCGGCACGCAGCAGUUGCAAACUUUAGAGAGGAACGCAUGUGAGGUUCAAGUUGAUCCUUCUAAUGUCUAGGCUUCCUACUCUUAUCGGGUGCUCGGCAUUUCUUGUAAACAUUUGGUUAGUGGUAUUUAUCUGUAAAGCUGUGCUCACAACAUUCAAAUUAAGUUAUCUUAGAUCUAUGCUUAUGGAUGCCAUAAUUUGUUCAUAGUUUUAGGUAUUCAAGGGAAGCUUUUUUUUUGUUGAGAGAAAAGGCCCUGUGUCUCAAACUCUCAAUGCAUUGAUAGAAGAAGUUUGUGUGAAAAAGAAGGUGUGGUGAAACUAGACUAGCUACUUGUGGUUGCCCAUUGCAUCAUUACUAGACACUGCGAUUGGGCUAGCCUACGGGCUGACGAACGAUGAUAAGAUAUCAUGCUAUUUUUCCCUCUCUUUCAAAUUAGCUUUACAGUACAUGUUCUCUUCAACAUCGUCACAUUCUGUUGUAAGUUGGCAUAUGGCUGCUAGUCAUAUCUGGGUCGUGGUGAUCCAUCUAUUAUACUUUUUCUACAAUGUUUGUGUCAUAUAAAAUCAUGGAUGGACAUUAUGAAAUCAGUUUCGUAGGGUUUUUCUUUGUAUAUAAGAGCAAUGGUGGGCUAUAUUGUCAGGAUUCUAAGGGAUGCAGUUAAAGUGCCCUGAUGGCAGAAAUGAACAUUGAUCUGGGAGGAUUGGCAGGCAGGCCUACUACUUCACAGGCGGAUCCUUUUCAAAGUGCUUUGUAUGGAGCUGGACCUGGACUCAUCCGAAGUGGACUAGGAGCGUACAGUGAGAAGUUUUUAGGUUCAAGCUCUGACUUUAUGCAAAGCAAUAUCACUCAAUAUUUGUCCAAUCCACAAUAUUACUUUCAAGUGAACAAUCAGUAUGUGAGGAACAAGCUGAAGGUUGUCUUGUUUCCUUUUCUGCAUCGGGGACACUGGACUAGGAUAACUGAGCCAGUGGGAGGAAGGCUGUCGUACAAACCUCCAGUUCAAGACAUCAAUGCUCCAGAUCUGUACAUCCCUCUCAUGGCUUUUGCCACCUACAUUGUAGUUGCUGGAUAUGCCUUGGGUGUUCUUGGAAGGUUUACCCCGGUGGCACUGACUAUACAGUUCACAAAAGGGUUACUCGGUUGGUUUAUGCAAGUCAUCCUCAUUAAAGCUCUACUUUACUCACUUGGAAGUGGUGAAUCGCCGUUGCUUGACAUUGUGGCAUAUGCUGGCUAUGGGUUUGCCGGUACCUCACUUGCGAUGCUUGUCCGCAUCUUCUGGAGCUACUCAUACUAUUUUGUGCUGCCGUGGUUCUGUAUCUGCACUGGAGUGUUCCUGGUUAAGACGAUGAAGAGGGUUCUGCAGGGUGUAUCGAGGACUUAUGAGAGGCAUCCUAGCAGGAACCACUACUUUCUUCUAUUCCUCGUGGCUGCGCAGUUCCCCAUGCUUUUUUGGCUAGGCAACAUCAAGGGCUGAUGUUCCAGUCUUAUCUCAGAACAGGGAUAUUUUUUUCCUUUUUUUUUCUUCAAGGCGGAGGCUAAAACUCGAUCAGAAUAAAGUUUGAGGUUUUGUCUUACUGAUGAACUUUUGUAUAGCCUUGUCUAUAGUUCAGGCUCUUAUUGGAGUGGUAAAUUUCUUGAUAGAGGACCUAAAAAAUAUGCAGUCAAUGUUAUCUUAUUGGCCUGCAAAGGAUGUUGUUACUUUCCAUGAUUUAUGACUAGCUGAAGACAAAUGCAUACAUGAAUUUUGAA